AGAAAGAUUUGAGUUGUAUUUGCGAAAAGGUUUUCUUGUUUUCUUCAUCUUGGUUUCCUCGAUUUCCCUCUGAAGAUUGGGUCGGCAAUGCUUGCAAUUCGGUUUUCGUGUAGAUCUUUUUCCAUCGAAGCAUGGUUGUCCACCUCGUCUGUUGUAGCAGAAACUUAUCUUUCUCCAUCGAAACAUGGUUGUCCACCUCGUCGGUUGUAGAGAAUAUCUUUCUCCAUCGAAGCAUGGUUGUCCACCUCGUCUGUUGUAGCAGAAACUUAUCUUUCUCCAUCGAAACAUGGUUGUCCACCUCGUCGGUUGUAGAAAAUCGAAAAAGUAAGUGGCAAAAAGAGUCGUGUGAAGUAGUACCAGUAAUGCGAUGAAGGAAAUAAACAUCAACAACAAUGAAAUAGGCAUUAUGUUGAAAGGAGCAAAAACAUAGUGUGAAAAAAUCAAUAGGGAUAGGCGUCGACAAAUUUUUGUUGAUGACUGCGGGCGCGCGUUCGUCUUCAAUUAUAGGAAGAGAACUAGUAAAGACGUAUAGACCAGGGCCAGGCAGCAACGUAUAGACCAGGCAGAUACAGCUGGUAUCAAGUAUCCCAAGUUGAAGUUCCUCGAACGAGAAUAUAAAGUUUUGUGCGGAGAAGAUCUAAAUGGAAUAUUACUCGUUAGCAUUAGUAGUUGAUGAAAAAUACGCAUUUUGUCAUAGUCAAUGCCAUGAUAGAUACGUGAUUCAAAUUCAAUAUUGUUAACAGAAUCACAUCUCUGCAUGAAGAUCGAUGAGCAUUUCCUUUCCUUGAGCUAAUAUUUCAUCCACGCACCCACUUCCUGGUGUUCCUCUAUGUAUAUAGUCGAUCCACCGCUACACGUUAAAGCGAAACGAACAUUUUUGCGUAUUUCUGUUCUUGUUCGUACAUAUUCAUUUGUCCAAUAUGUCCUCCCUCAACUACAUGGGUCCUCUUCUAACUAUCUCGUAGAUUCUGAAAUCUUUAUACACGUUCACAAUUCUACGCAUAGUGAUCAUUGAUUAUGUCGUACGGGAGAGCAAAAAUACAGCUACACCGUGGACAUUUUAUCAGAACGCAGUCUAACUCUAUCUGAGUAUUGUCAUACCUCGUAGUUUUACUGUAAAAGUAGCAUUAGUACGUUGCUAGAAACAUCGUCCUUGUCAUGGUACUACUACUUUUUGUUCUUUAACAGUAAAGUUAGACGAGCAACCACAAGAACCACACUCUCUUUUAUCCCUGAGACCUCAAUCUCCUGCUUCUCCAUCGUCCACAAGACAGUGGACGAACGCGAACUUUUUGAAAGAAAUAUCCCGUGAUUUACAUCAAAAUUUAGAUCUCCUUCAGAGUUGGCUAAGACUAGUAGCAGUCAAAAAAAGAGCUAGUACCUCCAGGUCAGCAGUGCUACUACUUCCACAUCCAGAAAAACAACCUCAAUCUCCUGCUUCUCCAUCGUCAACAAGCGGCACAGCAAGAUGAAGUUGCUCAAGGCCCCCGCCCCCGCCGGCGCAGCUGGCGGCAAUACCUCCGCCAAUAGUGGGAUCAAGACGUCUUCUAAACCACGGCUAUUGCGUGAUUUGGAGGAACAAGCGAUGAAUUUGAUUCCGCUUCACGACCGAAUUCGAGACUACGAAAGGUCCGAAUAUCCUGCCGAAAUCAAGACUUUCCUAGCUUCACAACUUUCUAGGGAUUGGGCAGAAAGCGAAGAUCGGAGACAUGUACUCACUCACUUAGAUCGCCAUGAGCUUAGUCUUAGUCUGAGCCCGUAACUGUCCUUUUUAUCUGGUUUCCUAUCGUUAUCUAGUCUAGCUACGAAGUUGUAAAGCAGAUUUUUCAAAAAGAUCAUCAUUACCAGCUACACCGAACUUCCCAUGUCCGCAACUACCUCCACCCCUCCAGAUGAUCAAGUUUCUUCUCCAACGCUCCAACGAUAUGAGCACGAACCGUUGCGACCUCAUAGCGCAUCAGGCAGUAGAGCUGUUGGAUCGGUUUGUGAGUCAGUCCGAAGAUUGGCAUCCUUUCAUGGGGUUUCCGGCCCUCUUUGUCGCAAGAAAACUCCACGACUCGAAUCCUUUUGUUGGUAUUGAUUUAUUAGUUCAUUCUUUAGGAUUAUUUGCUGAUGUCCGGUCUUUCGGUACCAAUAUGUCUAGAAAAAUCACCUUUACAACUACUCUCUUCACUCCCACAGAAACCGACGACUCGUAUGAGUGUAUUUUGAAGCGAUUUUUAGCAAAGCACGUUGAUUGGACGCAAGAAGAAUGCGAACGAAUGGAGAUCGAUUUGUUGACGCGCUUGAAUUUCCGACUUCUCCGCGAUCCACUGCCUCGCGAAUUCGUGUCUUGGUGCGGCAACGUAGCAGGACUCUCGAACUUCGCGCAGCGCAAAGCUCAAAUUUUGCUUGAGUGCCUCUUUUUUCGGCCAGCAGUAGCCUGGUACCCGCAGAGACCUGCGCUGGCGGUAGCUGUUGCGUACUUCUCUUGUGGGAGCGAGGACUGCCAGAAUAAAGUGCUGGAAAUAGCCAUGCAGCACCACAGCUUGCUUCAGGCUGUUCCGGAAGUUCUCUCGCUGAUUGAUGCGUUUUUCAAAGCAGCUCCUGUCACAACGCCUUCUACUUCUUCACGUGGCCGCGGCAUUUCUAGUUCUAGGCGAGCAGUUGAAGAGUCAUCAAAUUCAUCAACACCACCAGAGGACUCGAUGAAGGCGCAGCCUUCAUCAUGGCCUGGUCCGUCUUCACAGACUUCUCGUUCUCCUAGUCCUCCUCCUGCUUCUACACCUCCUUCCACUUCUAGUGGAACCUCAAGGCAAGAAACGAAGGAGGACAAUAGAGGCGAUGCAGACUCUGGCUUUCUAGCUGUAUUUAGACACGUUUCCAGCAACCAUCCUGAUUUUCGGGGGCAGAGUGCUACUUUGGCCCGUUCCUUCUGGGAAAUAGGCAACACGCGCUGGAAUCAGGUGGCAGCCAGUUGGGCGCCAAGUCUGGCGAAAAGACAACGGGCAUUGGGCUACCCUAUGCCCUCACCAGUCAGACCAAAGAAUGAAGGCGCGGUGCGAACUAGUAGCUGUCAUCUUGCUGGGCGUUCAGGUUCACCUGCUGACUCCUUCUCUGGAGCCGAUACUUGUGGCGUCGUGCUGUUCGGAAAAAGAGAUGAAGCAUUCAGUACAACUAGUACAAGAGCCUCAUCUACUGCAAGUAUUUCUUCAUCGGCAUCAACUUCUUCAUCUUGGAUGAUACCUAGUCAUGCUACUACUGCCAAAGUCGGAGAUAGAGACUGCACGUUUUCAACGGAUCCACCUGGAUGCAGCGGAUCGGGUGAGGAACGUGUUGGAAAUGCAUCUUCAUCAUGUUCAGCAUCGUCUUCAAGUAGCUGCUCAAAUUCUUGUUCUUCCGACGAAGAAGUUGUCGCGGAACCUCCAGCUCCAAAAAAGAGCAGAACGACGAGUCAUUAUCCUAUGCCGUCACCUAGCGUACAUUCACAUUCAGCACGUGCUCCUGACGAUGUCCUCAUGCAUGUUGUUCCUGAGGGUAGUGCCAGUAGUUGUCCUCCCGGACCCGGAGGGGAUGCAUUCCAUCCGAAGGCGGAGGCUGAGGAGAGUAGUAGUAGUUGCACUAGGAGUUGUAGCAGCAGUUCCUCUUCUCAUCAGCAGAAAGAGGAAGCAAGUUCUUGUAGUGCAGAUGGUUGCUCCACUUCUUCAAACCAUCGUCAGCAGGAUCACCAGGAUGAAACUAAAGAGCACAUCAGCACUAAAAGCAGCAAUCAUGAAGAGUGCCAGGUGCAGAUCCAGAACGAACCUGAAUCAUCUCAACCUUCUGGUCGCAGUACUAGUGAACUUACGUGGUGGAGCUCUGACUCCUACGAUGACAUGAUACAAUCCGGCUGUUCUAGCUGGAGCUCCUCUCCAGAUGAUGCUCGUAACGGAGCAGUGGAUGAGCAUGAAGAUGCACUGACUUUGUCGUCGCCACCUAAUUUGCCAGAACCCGGUCUCCCAGAAUUCGUGGUGAAGAAGGUGAAGGGAGUAGAAGAAAGAAGUCAUGUUGGUGAGUACGUUUUUUGCGAUUACAGUACGGGUGCGGCACAACAUCUUGUGGAGGAACAAAGAAAGGUAGAAUGAUCAGCAUAGAUGAAUUUUGGAAUAUUUACGAUACCGAACUACAUGCACUUGCUCGCAUAUUCUAUUGCAUGAAGUAGCUAGUCUGGCUCCAAAAGUCACGAGUAUAAACCAACGUACUACAUCAAGUAUCCUCGUCUUUAGUAUAUCACGAUCAUGAACAUGAGUUAGUCAUUCUUCUCAUUGUAACUCAUUUUCAAUUUCAUCUAAAUUUAGAAUUGCUUUGUCUUGCUUAGUAAGUAAGUAUGUUCAUCUACCUAUGACUUCACAGACUAUAACACCGUCUUCACGAUCUUAAUUUUUCUGCAUGGUCAUCGAGAUCUCGCAUCUUAGCAAGUGUCGUCUUUUUCAACUAACAAAUAUAUAAAUAGCACAACUCCGUUUUAGUUUUCCUGUCUACUAGUACUACGUACCAAUACUGACACCGACCGAAAAUCAACGAUGAACUCCGUUCAAUAUCUUCGAACUUCUCAUCGAUCCGCCUUCAUCCCCAACCCCAUACCCUAGCAGUAUAAAGCCCAAUAGAUACGAAAAGUAUAAGUAUGACUUUUUGAUUCAACCCCUUCAUCUGAUCCCCGCUAUUUCCUUUCCUCUACUUUUACCACAAUUUUGCAACAUCUCCGUUUCCCCGAGUCAAGUCACAACCUCCCUGACAGUCUUCGAACUAUUUUCUGAAAAAAAAUGAAUAACAAUAACAAGUAGCGUGAUUUUAUCUACUUUCCAAAAAGAACUAUUUGAAACCAACCACACAAUGUCAUGAAACAUGAAUGAAUUUAUCGUAGAACUAAGUUUCUCUCAGUUUGUUUAGGUAUUCGAUCCUAUGGCCAUCUAUCAUCCGAAGUUUUUCUCGAUCGUUAUUCGUGUAAGAAAUUAUUGUGAAGAUGUAUUCGUUCCCUAAUAAGUAGGGAUUCAAAAACAGGAAGAAGAGUGACGCGAUGACCACCACUUAUGUUUGAACUAUUUGUCAUGCAACAAGACGCAAGAAUAAAAACUAUUCCACCUCAACAUCUAGUACUUCUCAAUCUGGUUUUGCAAGUUGAAACAGGUAAGCAAGACA
Molecule: messenger RNA, 5157 nt
Organism: Amoebophrya sp. A25
Lineage: Eukaryota; Dinophyceae; Syndiniales; Amoebophryaceae
Source: the annotation of a GenBank genome assembly